AUGACUUCAUGUUUGUUUCCAAUUCAGAUGAAGACAGAUGCUGCGGUUGAUGAUGAUUCUACCGUUUCUGCCCUAAAAUACCUCUUUGAAAGAAAUUCUUUCUUGGGACACACACUUAAAGACAAGUUCAAGGAAAUCAAUGGUUUUCGCAGGAAGAUCCCGUGCCUCCUGAUUUUUUUUUUUUUUAACACUGUCAUGGAAAAUCCUGAUGAUGGUGUCAACCUGGAGAAUAACACGACAGGAGGGGAAGAGGGAAAUUCUGGUGGAGGAACUCCUCCAGCCAAACGCAAAGGCAAAUUCUCUAAAGUUGGAAAUAUCUUCAAACCUUGGAAAUGGAGAAAGAAGAAGCCCAGCGAGAAGUUUGCUGAAACAUCUAUAGCCUUGGAAAGGAGGAUUUCUGUACGGAAGAGUCGUCAGGAGCUCAUUGCAAGAGGAGUGCUAAAGGAAAUACCUGAGAAUGAGAGCAACAAUGUGAACCACAACAAAGUAAAAAAUGGCCAUCCUGUUCCCAUGGAUGUGGACCGGGUGUCGGAGGCCGGGUCCCGAGUGAACCGUGGAGAGUUGGACCUUAAAAACAAUGCCCUGCAUGGCCCCCAGGUAGAAGACCGCAGGUCCAGAAUCCCAUCUGACGCCUCCCGUUCCAACCGGGCCCCCUUGGACGUGGACACUCACGCACGGCUGUCUUUGGACGUAGACCGCCGCGUUCGCCUUCCCUCGGACGACAAGAGGGGACAAUCUCAGGACGAUAGAUAUAGGUACAGAGACGAGAGAAGGGACAAAGAGGACCCAGACCGACGCGACGACCUUCGAGACAAGCGAGACUUGAGGGACGACCGAGGGGACCGGAGAGACCGAGACGACAGGGACCGACGGGAUCGGGACGAGCGCGAGCGAAAGGAACGAGAACGCAGAGAUGACAGAGAGAAGCCUGAGAGAGACAUAAAAGAAAGACGAGACAGAGACGAACGAGACAGGAGGGAACGGGACCGGGACGAACGGGAAAAAGGGGAGAGGGAAGAGCGAGAAAGAAGAGACCGAGAAGAGAGGGAGAGGAGGGAUAAGGAGGAUAAGGAGCGAAAAGAACGAGACGAGAUGGAAAGGAGGGAUAGAGAAGACCGAGAGAUAAAAGAACGAGACGAGAGGGAGCGAGAGAGGAAAGAACGAGAUGAAAAAGAGCGCAGAGAGAGAGAGGACAGGGACAAGAGAGAGGACAGGGACAAGAGAGAGGACAGGGACAAGAGAGAGGACAAGAGAGAGGACAGGGACAAGAGAGAGGACAAGAGAGAGGACCGGGACCGGCGACCAGAGAGAGACCGGAGAGACGAAGACCGGCAGAGGAGAGAUGAGGGCAACCGGAGGAAUGAGCGAGAGAAGAGAGAAGAGAGGGACAGGCGGGACAGGCCCGAGCCCCACUUUGAACCGGACACGAGGCCUCUGCUGCAAAAGAGCUCCUCAGAGGAAGCUCACCGGGCUCGGCCUGCGUCUGAAGCCUGCGCCCGGACCACCCUGCCUCGCUAUGUGUCACCCACGGAGUUCAGGGACCGCUCAGAGUCCGUCGGUGUCCGCUCCUCCAGAGACCCCCAACCGGACCGGCUGCCUCUGAAACAAGCCCUGAUGCCUCCCACCUCCAAAUACUCCUCCUCCGAGCCCCCCCAAGGCAGCACCCCCUUGUCCUUCUCCUCCUCCUCCUCGUCUUCGUCAUCCUCUACCGCCUCCACCCCGUCCACCCCGCCAGCCCCCGCAGUCAAACCCCCGCGGACUGUCUCGCUCAUUUUAAGCGACGAGCCACCCAGAGCCACCACGGGCCCGGACGGGGGCAUGCCUCCCCCUGUCCCGCCUCACGCCAAGCAGCCCCCGCAGCCUCCCCCCAAACCUGCCAACCGCAACAGCGUCAUCCCCGCCACCGCCUCCUCACUGCACAGAGGCCGCCUCAGGGUCAGGCCUCCGGCUCACUGGAGACGGCACCACGAGCUGGGACUGUACCUCUCCCUCCCUGCCUACCUCCACCACCACCGGCCUGCGGAUCAUCCUCAGCCCGGCGUGAUCGUCGUCGCGGCUCCUGCCAAACGCUCUCCCCCGACUCCGCCCAAAAGGACCACGCCUGUCACCAAGAGCCACUCCAUGAACCCCAGCCCUCCUCCCCCCAGUCACAUCCCAGAAUCUCCCACCUCCAACCCGGCCCUGGCCCCUGUGCCUGUGCCUCCGCGGACAGACAGUUUAGAGGACAAACCCGCGCCCGCCGCUCCAAUCCAGAGCGACACUUUGCCCUCGCCGCCGUCGCACAUCCCCCCGUCUCCCCCUCGCACGCACUCCCUCCCCCCACCGCAGCCCGCGCCCCCUGCCGUUCAGACCGACCCCCCCAGCCCGACUACGGAGCCCCCCAGCCUGCCGCCCGCCAUCCCGCUUCACAUCCUCAUCAAGAUGGCGCUCCAGCCCCAGAACAGCCCCAGCCCCAUGCCCAACCCCAACGGCUCGCAGAGGGCCCGCUCCCUGCUCUUCGAGACUCCCCCAGACAUGUCCAUGGAGGCUGGAGGCAACGCACGCUUCUCUCUGCCCGUCACCAUCGAACCUCUCAGGCUACCCGAAGAUGACGACUUUGACAUGGAGGAAGAGUUGCAGAAGCUCCAUCCCCAGAGAGUCCCUCUCCGACACGAGAUGGAGCCACGGAGUCGCAGAGGGCUGGUGGAGGACCCCCGGGUGUCUGUUAUCCCCGAGGGAGGGGACCAUGGCGACAGCGAGGAGGAGACUGACUCUGACGGACCCAUUCUCUACAGAGACGACGACGACGAUGAAGAUGACGACGAGGAGGGACCCCCAAGCGGAUUGGCGAGUCGAGUGAGGAGGAAAGACACACUGGCCAUGAAGCUGGAGCGGCAGGAGAGACAGGAGCGCGAGGAGAACCAGGAGAACCACGACUACACCAGCUGGAACAACCAGGAGCAGUGGGUGGCGGUCCGGAGCAAGAUCAGCUCUGCUCUCACACGGCGACUGAGUCAGAGGCCCUCAGCCGAGGAGCUGGAGCAGAGGAACAUCCUUCAAGCCAAGAAUGAAGCGGACCGGCGGCUGGAGCGCUGCGAGAUCAAACGGCGACUCACCAGGAAGCUGUCCCAGAGGCCCACUGUGGCCGAGCUCCAGGCCCGAAAGAUCCUCCGCUUCCAUGAGUACGUGGAGUGCACACACGCCCAGGACUACGACCGCAGAGCCGACAAGCCCUGGACCAAGCUCACGCCCGCGGAUAAGGCCGCCAUCCGCAAGGAGCUUAACGAAUUCAAGAGUUCCGAGAUGGAGGUGCACGAGGAGAGCCGCAUCUACACACGGUUUCACAGACCGUAG
Molecule: messenger RNA, 3333 nt
Organism: Knipowitschia caucasica
Lineage: Eukaryota; Metazoa; Chordata; Actinopteri; Gobiiformes; Gobiidae
Source: the annotation of a GenBank genome assembly